Messenger RNA from Danaus chrysippus (African queen), 1341 nucleotides. The record is from the annotation of a GenBank genome assembly. Lineage: Eukaryota; Metazoa; Arthropoda; Insecta; Lepidoptera; Nymphalidae.
AUGUGCACCUUCCCGCGCUUGUAUUGGGCUAGUUCCGUCACAGCGUGCCGUGUUACGCGGCGCACGUUCCACGAGGCCAUGCUAAUUAUCGAACUCACGAAAUCGAAAGUACGGUCUAUGUGGAGCGAAUCGAGCUACACCUCUUCGGAAGAAGGCUGCGGUGGUGGUGAACGUCAUGCGGUGCUCAGUUACGAGCAAGUGAGGAGGCUGAAUGACGUCAUGGAUGAGGUGGUGCCCAUACACGGCAGGGGCAACUUCCCCACACUACACGUGCGGCUUCGAGAGUUGGUAGCUGGGGUGAGGGCUCGGCUGGAGACCGCGCAGAGUGAGGGCGGCGCCGGCAUCACGGUCAGGGACGUGCGUCUGAACGGAGGAGCGGCGAGCAACGUGCUAGCCGACCGCCCGCAGCCCUACUCCGAUAUAGACCUCAUAUUCACAGCGGACCUGCCCACCGCGCGGCACUGUGACCGCGUCAAGGCAGCCGUCCUCAGUCAUCUAUCCACAUUAAUGCCGGCAGCUACUCCUCGCCGGCGAGCCUCCCCCGCCGGCCUAAAAGAAGCCUACGUCUCCAAGAUGGUCCGCGUUAAUUCAGACGGCGAUCGUUGGUCCCUCAUCUCUCUCGGCAACUCCCGCGGACACAAGUCAGUGGAGCUCAAGUUCGUGGACACGAUGCGCAGGCAGUUCGAAUUCUCUGUGGAUUCGUUCCAAAUAGCUCUGGAUUCACUUCUCGCGUUCCACGAGUGCGCCCAGCUGCCCAUCGGAGAGAACUUCUACCCGACCGUGGUCGGCGAGUCCGUGUACGGAGACUACUCCGAGGCGCUCCUUCACUUAUCGGAGAAAUUAAUAGCGACGCGACAACCCGAGGAGAUCCGCGGCGGUGGUCUAUUGAAGUACUGCGCUCUGUUGGCCAAAGGCUACCGGCCGGCCAGACCCGACAAGAUCAAGAUCCUCGAGCGGUACAUGUGCUCCAGAUUCUUCAUAGACUUUCCCGAGCUCGGACAACAGCGGGCCAAGCUGGAAGCGUACUUACGGAACCACUUCGUGGGGCGUGACGAGGAGGCUUUAAAGCACAGGUACCUCACUCUGCUGCACGGCGUGGUGAGGGAGUCCACGGUGUGUCUGAUGGGCCACGAGCGGCGUCAGACGUUGGCCCUCAUCGAGGCGCUGGCGUGUCGCGAGCUGUGUGCCCGCGCGCCGCUGCUUAUGCCGGUGCCGGUGCCGGUGCCGCCGGCCGGGUACUACGUGUGCGUGUGUGCCGCUUGUGCCGCGUGUGCCGCUUGUGCCGCGUGCGCCGCUUGUGCCGCAUGCGACUGCUGCCGCCCCGCCCUCUGCCCGGCGUGA